AGUGAAGAGUACAAGCAGCCACGGCCGCCGUUGCUUCCUCUUAGUGCAGAGCGUUGCAAGCCGGACGGUGCAGAGCACUGCAAGCCAGAUGGUGCGGAGCUGUGCAAGCCGGAUGGCGCAGAACAUUGCAGGCCGGGUGAAGCUGAGCAUUGCAAGCGGCUUUCGAAGGCUGAGAGUGGCAGCAGCGAGUGGCGCAGCCACGGCUUCAGCCCGCGUGACCGACCAGAUGGGCUCGCAGGCGCGGCGGUGGCUGUUGAGUCGACUCAAGCUUCACUUCACCGCGCAGAUGCGAGGGUUUCAGACAAGGCGGGUUGCGAGAGGCGAGGGCAGCAGGGGUGUGGCGACGUGGGGGGGCAGCGCGAGGCGUGCAGUGAGGAGGAGACACGGCAGCUGAUGCCUCGUGACGGGGGUUUCUGCAAUGCCGCCGCAAACAGCGGUUUUCCUUCGGCAGAUGGCCAUGCUGCUGCCGCGGAUGGCAAUGCUUCUUCAGCAGACGGCAAUGCUGCGGCAGCUAACAGCGCGGGUGCAUCGAGCAAUCAUGCAGCAACCAGUGUCUCCGCGAUGGCGUGCAACCGGCGUGUUACUGCGUGCUGUUCUGACCCGGGUGUGGUUGGGGACGGCGUUGAGGGGAAGAGCGGCCGAGAAGCGAGGCAGGAGGGCGGUCAGGCGUGUGGUGAGGGCUCGGCAGCAACGGGUGGGGAGACGGAUGCUGAGAAAUGCGCAGAGAGGAGUGGUGGUGGUGGUGGUGGUGGUGGUGGUGGUGGUGGUGGUGGUGGUGUAAUUGUCACUGAUGCCAGUGGAGCAGGUGGUGAGGGGAAGGCACAGGCGACCGAGUCUCGUCGGGAUGAGGGCGGACAGGGGGUUGGAGGGGACAAGAGCGCGCUCGUGGGUGAGGGGCGAGGAAGUGCGGCAGCAGCGGGCGCGGGCACUCCGCGGCAGCGCUGCCCAUCAGACGACGAGAGGCUGGCGCGGCAGCUGCACCGCGCCUUCAACAGCUCCCCGCGCAUCCUCGCCGUCCUCGCGCCCACGCCCAAACGCUCCCGCAACCCCCGCCACCCCGCUGCGCCCGUUGCGCCUGCUGCGCCUGUUCCUGCGCCUGUUCCUGCUCCUGUUUCUGCGCCUGUUUCGGCUGGUCCUGCGCCUGCUGCGCUUGGGGUGCCUGGGAAGGCAGGACGGGGGGCUGCAGGAGAGGCGAGGGGGAGAGGAGAGGCGGGAGGGAAAGCAGAGGUACGGGGGAAGGUGGCAGUAAGGAGAGACGGGGCGGCGGUGGUAGGAGAGGGUGGUGAUGGGGAUGGGAAGGCUGCUGGAAAGGGGGAUAAGGCUGAAGUGAAGGAGGACGAGCGUGGGGUUAAAGGUGCUGGCUCUGGUGGUGCUGGUGUUGAUGGUGGUGCUGGUAUUGUUUGUGUUGCUGGUGCUGAUAGGUGUGAAGCUGCUCCCUGUGACACUCCGAUUGGCCAACCCGCUGCUGCUGCAGCUUCUCGCGCACCUCCCCUCCCUGCUCUUCCUUCUCUUCUUCCUUCUCCCCUUCCUCCUGCCGCUGCUGCUGCUGCUGCAGGCACUGCCGCGGACUCGUGCCGUCCCGCGUCUCACUCAGCGCCCCCAUCAUCUGCCGAGCCCCCCCUCCCGCCCUGCGCCACUCGCCCUGCCGCUCCGCCCUGCGCCACUCCCCCUGUUUGCCCCCCUUGUGCCAUACUCCGACCCAUGUCCCCCGCCCCCCCGGAUCUAGCCUGCUUACCCCGCGCAGGUGACGUCAGCCCUGGCAAAGAUCCCUGCCCCACGUUGGCUGUUGCUGACGCUGAGGCAGACAGAGGGGCGGCAGAACAGGAGAAUGGGGAGAAGGCUAGGGCAGGCCGCGGGCAGACGAACGGGCAGACUGGCGGGCGAGUGGAUGGGCAGCCGAUUAGGGUUUCGGAUGUGAACCCGCAGGGCAGUGGGACGGGAGGUGAUGGUAGUGGGGGGGGAGGAUUGAACGGUCGGGGCGCGGAGGAGGGGCGUGUGCGGAAGCGAGGGGGUGGAGGGGGAAGAGGGUCAGGGGGAGGUGGUUCAGGGGGGUGGGGAGGUGGCGGAAGCUGUGGAGGGGGGAAGGCGGGAAGUAAUGGGAGGGGAGGGGCAGCAGGCGGAGGGGGAGGGGGUGGGAAUGGGGCGGGGGGCGGUGCAGGGGGAGGCACUGGCGGUGCCGGGGAUGGGGGAAGAGAGGGCGGCGGAGGGGGAUGGGGAGGGAGAGGAGGGAGGGCGGGGGAUGUUGCUAGUGAGGAGGAAGAGGAGGAGGACAGAGGGCGGAAGGGAGGGAGGAAGGCGGGCAACGGCAAAGGGGGUGGCAGGAGAGGCGGCAACAGAGAGGCUAGUGGGAAUGGGAGGGAUGCGAAUGCUGGCAGCAGCAGCGAUGAUAGCUUGAGUGACCGUGAGGAAGAUGAGGAGGAAGAUGAGGACGAGGAGGAUGGAGAAAUGGACGGUUCAGAUGAUGAGAGCAGCCUCAGGCGCAGCAGCAACGCCAGCAGCCGCGACGGUAGCAGCAACGGCAGCAGCGGAGACAGCGACAGGGAAGGGGAGGAAGAGGAAGAGGAGGGAGAGGAUGAGGAGGAGGACGAGGAAGAGGAAGAGGAAGAGGAGGAGGAGGAGGAGGAGGAGGAGGAAGGUGUGGAGCAGAAGACGCAGAGGAAGCAGCGAAGGAGCUUGAGCGGAGCUCGAAGUGCGCAGGGCGGCAGGCGAGGCUCGUGGGGGGGUUGGGACGAGAACGGCGGGAAGGGCAGCCGCGACAAAGGCAGGGGAGGUCCGGCCUCUAGCGACGGGGGGGAAAGGGACAGGGACAGGGAGAGGGAGAGGGAAAGGGAGAAGGAGAGGGAGAAGGAGGGGGAGCGGGAGGGGAGUCCGGACGUGGGGGGUGGGGGGGCGUGGGCGAGUGAGGCGGGCCAGGAGGGUGGCGGAGCCAAAGCAGGCUUGCGAGUGAGCCACCACAGGGGCAGCGGCCGGGCGUCAGAGGGGCCGAUUUUUGGCGGAGACACGUCUCCCGUCAUUCCCGUGCCUUCGAAAGAGGCUCGGCAGCCGCGUUCGCAGCUGGUUUGUCACCCGAGGCGGUUCCCGAAGCUGGCUUUAGCGGGGAUAGUGGAGGGCGAGGGAGGCGAGGAGGGGAAGGAGGGGAAGGGCGAGGGGAAGAAGCAGAGGGAGAAGGGGGGCGAGAUGGAGAAGCAGAAGAAGCGGGAGAAGGAGAAAUCGAGGGAACGGAGUGUUGCAGAGGAGUGGGGAGUGGUGGCGGACAGAAUGAGUGAGUGGGGGCCGGGGAAAGGCAAGGGGAAGGCAGAACCGGUGGGCAGCGGCGACUGGGAGAAGGAGUGGGAGAGAGGCGCCAAGGCUGGGUCCGCCGAGAGGGAAGCAGAGAGUAGGGGGAAGCUUAAAGAAGUGAAGGACGUGAGUGGGGGCAUGGCGUGGGGGAGGGCAAGCGAGAGAGGGAGGGAUCACUUGGGAGACUUGGGGAGGAGUAAGGGAAGAGAAGGCGGCAAGGAGGGAGGAUUGGGGGAAGAGAGGGAGAAAGGGCGGGCGGUUUCGGAGAAGCCAGAGGGUGAUGAGCGGUACGAAGCGGUUGAGAGAGUAAAGGACAAAGAGAACAUCCGAGGACGACUCAAGGAUGGGGGGGAUGUGGAGAGGGGGGAGAAGAGCAAGCAGGAGGAGCGGAAGAUCGAGAAGGGAAGGGCCAAGGGCCGGGAGAAUCACCUGGCAGUAAGGAGCGGAGAGGGUGGGGAGGCCUGGAUGGUUGAGUCGAAGAAAAAAGACAAGUCUGAGGGCUUUCUGGGUGGGAAACAACAGCGGGAUGGGGUAGUGCCACAUUCGUUAGUGUCACACUCGUUAGUUCCUUCGUUACUGGCUCGUGCUACUGUGGCCCCGCAGGUGGAGGGGAAGCGGUGGCGGAAGAAGGGUAUUGUGGCGGGCCGGGCGCGGAGUGCUGUAGAGCAAGACACUAUAGAGGAUGUGCUCUUAGAGGAUCCUAGGGAUCGUGACACUAAGGAGGGGCUCAGGAAGGAGAGUGCUGUGAAAGGCAGAGCACCAGUUGUACCUAGGGCGAGAAGCGCGGACGCGUUUGCAGCACAGAGGCAUGGUGAGGGGACAGUGGGGCACAGGAGCUCAGAGGCGGUUGCAGGGCACAGGAGCAUGGAUGGGAGUGCAGGGCGCAAAAGUCAGGAGGGGUUGGGGGGGCCCAUGUCGCCGCCUAGGGUCAGGGUCAAGGGAGCGGAGAGUGGCGGUGCUGCGAGGGGAGGCGAGAGCAGCAGUGGCGCGGGUGGCAGUGGUGGGGGCGAGAGGGAAGCGGUGCGCGUGUGCACGAGUCCCACGGGGCGAGGUGUGAAACCCAGCAGCACUGCCUCAUCGUGGGGCGAAGGUUCAUUGCCGCUGUGCUUCCUCCCUUCUGCCUUUCCUCUUCGCCAUGUCGUGACGGUCUUCCGUUCACCAGGACAUGCCACCACCAGCCACGACACUCACCACUCCCCUGCCACUGCCCUAAACCCCGGGCAUGCUGUGCCCUGCUCUGCUCCUCCGCCUGCUGAUUCUUCUCCGCAUGCCACAGCUGCAGAAGCAGCAGCCCUGGCUCUAGACAUGUUUGCUGCUGCCGCUGCUGCUGCGGAGGCAGGUGGGCAGACAAGCAAGGAGGAGGAGGACGAGGGGGGAGGAGAGGGAAGUGACAGCGGUGGCAGCAGCAGCAGCCGCAGCGGCAGCAGGAGGCAAAGGAAGAAACAGCGUUGGGGGAAGGAAGGGAGGAGGGAUGGGAGAGAGCCGGGUGGGCCUGUGGUGGAAUCUACACCGUUGGAUCGGCUCGUGUUGCUCUCAGAUGCACAGCCACGUGUCCAUGAGGAUUCGCUAGGGCGGCAGAGUGCAGCGUGGGUAGAGGGCAGAGAGGAGGGGCGGCAGGGUGAUGGGGAUGGCCUGGGUAUGGCGCUGGCUCAGUCAAGUGCUGGUGUUGCUCAGCUAAGUGCGGGUGUCGCUCAGUUAAGUGCUGGCGGGGCAGCUGGGAACCGUGCUGCUUGGAGCUCGGGUGCUGGUGUUGGUAGUGCGAUUCAAGUAGACGUGGAAGGUCAAGAAGGGGCAGGAGGAGCAGGUAUAGGAGGAGGAGGGGCAGAUGGAGGAGAGAUUGUGAACGAGGAGCGUAGAAGUGAUGAAGACGAUUGUUUGUCCGGGUUAGACCUUAUAGCAGCAGAGGCAGCGGAGGUGCUUGCAGUGAGGCUGCUUGUAUCAGGUAUGCAGCCCGAGCGGGCGGCAAGCCCGUCUUUAGCGGCGCUAGUAGAAGCAGCGAUGCUGCCUUGUAGGGGCGACAGCAGGGCAGGGGACAGGGCGGAUUUAGAAAGGGAGGAUAUAGGGAAGGUGGAUACAGCAGGAGGUGUAGGUGGUGGCUGUGGCACGAGUCAGCAUGAGGAGCAGGGCGAGGUGGGGCGGGCAGUGGGGUGGGAUAUGGAGAAGGCCGCUGGGUUGGGGCAAGCGGAGUGGGAUUCAGGGGCGGUUGGUACAGCCAGACAUGCAGGGGAUGUGCAGGAGGAGGGGGAGAGAGGGGUUGGGGUUCCGGAGACAGGGGUUGGUUGGCAUGGAUUGCAGAUGCGGUUAGAAGGAGGGUCCCAUGGAGGGUUACAACGGGAAGGGUUACAACAGGAAGAGUUACAACAGGAAGGGUUACAACAGGAAGGGUUACAACAGGAAGGGUUACAACAGGAAGGGUUACAACAGGAAGGGUUACAACAGGAAGAGUUACAACAGGAAGGGUUACAACAGGAAGAGUUACAACAGGAAGGGUUACAACAGGAAGAGUUACAACAGGAAGGGUCACAACAAGGGAGAGCGUUGCAGGAGCUGUCUAGGCCGAAGCCAAGGAUAGUGGACUUGAAUGAGCCAUGGCGGGAGGAGGACGAGGAGGAGGAGGCGCAGCAGCAGGAGGCGGAGGCGGAGGUGGUGGGAGAGGCGGUGGAGAGUGCAGCAACGGCUCGAGCUUCCUCCCCGCAGGCAGCAGUGGCUCCAGUAGCGGUUGCUACAGCGGCUACAGCUGCUAUAGCUGGUACAGCCCCGGCGCCUCUCAAGGCGUCGUUGGUGCAAGAAGCAGUGGCUCCAGCACCCGCUGCUAGCCCUCGUGCUGCAGCAUCAGAGGCUGCUCACUCCCAGCCAGCAGCAGCCGUCACGUCGCCUGCAGCUGGUGCGGGCCGUGAGGCAGCAGCAGCUCCAGCAGUGGGGCCGGCAGCAGCAACCUCGUCUGCAGUGCCUAUGCCACUGGAAACAGGUGCCACUGGUGCAGCCCUUGCAGCAGCAGGAACAGCAGCAGCAGGAUCAGCAGCAGCAGCAACAGCAGGAACAGGUGUGAGUGCGGGUGUCGGUAUCAGUGCUGCCGAUUGUGCUGCUGCGCGUGGUGCUGCUGCUGAUGCUGCAUGUGAGAGCAACGCCCCUGCCCCAGCUGCUGCUUUUGUGGAUCCUCACCCUGCGGACCCCCACAUUGGGGGACCCCUCCCAUUGGGACCCCACCCUGUGGGGCAUGAGCACGAGUGCCCCCAGGCUCCUAGCGCCCCUCUCCUCGUGUCGUGCAGCUCGGCUGGCGCAGGGCUGGAUGAUGGUGCCGUUCUUAGUGCAGGCGUGAGGGAGAAGGGGGCAGGGCUAGAUGAUGCACUGCACAGCACAGGCGUGAGGGAGAAGGGGGCAGGGCUAGAUGUGCUGCGAGGCGCAGGGCUGGAUGUGUCUGAAAGUGCUGGCACGGGGGAGAAGGGGGCAGCUGUGGAGGAGCAGAGGAGGGCGGAGGGGAUGUGGGGCGUGGGAAAGGAGAAGGAGCGGAGUGAGGUGAAAGGAGAAUGGGGUGGGAAGGCAGGGGGUGAGGAGACCGAGAAGGGAGAGGGGAAGGUGAAGGGGGAGAGGAUGGAGAGGGAUGAGGCGGGGAGAGAGGGCAAUGUUGAUGGGGUUGUGAGGAAAGAGAGAGGGGAGAAGAGGAAGCGGGAGAAGAGGGAGAGGAGCGAGAAGAGAGAGAAACGGGAGAAGAAGGAUAGAGGGGAAGAGAGGGGGAAGGAUAGGGGGCGAGGGGAGAAGGGAGAGAGGAGAGGCAAAGGGGAGAAGGAAAAGAGGCGUAAGGGGGAGAGGAAGGAGAAGGGGGAAGGGGUGAAGGGGGAAGGGGUGAAGGGGGAAGGGGUGACGAGCGAGAGGGGAGAUAGGCCAGUGGGAAGAGGGGGAGGGGAAGAUGGAGAGAGGGGGAAAGAGCGGAUGAAGGAGGAGGAGGAGCACGUUGAGGUUGAGGGUAAGAGGAGCAGAGCGGCAACAGAGGAACCGAUAGCACAGCUUCAUACAGCAUGCGCGCAACCAGCAGGGGCAGUUAUAGCAGUGGCGCAGGGGACAGAGGCGCAGAGAGGAGAGGCAGCUGCAUUGGCUGGGGUGGUGCCUGCAGUGGCUGCUGCAGGUGAGGGUGAGCAAGUGGUGGUGACGGGAGAGAUGGGGGAGAAGGAGAAGACGGGAGAGAAGGGAGAGGUUGAGACAGAGGGGGAGGAGGUGAAGAAGGCGGAGGGGAGAGCAGGUGAGACGAUGGUGGAGGGGAGGCAAGGGGUGGCGGGGGAGGGCGAGGAGAAACAGUGGUUGAAGGCAGAGUGGGAGGUUAACAGGGAGGAAAUGGGCAAGUCAGAGAGUGCGCUGUUAAGGGAUGGCAGGAUGGCAGUGGGGAGGAUGGGAGAGAAGUUGGGAGAGGAGAUGGUGAAAGAGGAGGCAAUGGAGGAGGAGGGGGUGGAGAGAGAGGAGGGUAUGGUGAGAGAGGAGGGUAUGGUGUGUUGGAAUGACGAUGCGCUGUCUGAUGUGAGUGACGACGCUGAUGCUGAUGCGGACGCCAACGCUGAUGUGGAUGCCGUCGCCAAUGCUGGUGCUGGUGCUGGUGCUGGUGCUGGUGCUGGUGCUGGUGCUCAUGACAUGGGCGCUGGAGGCUCUGCUGCUGCGCUCAGGGAGAAGAGGCCUGAUGAGGAGAGCAGGCGUGAUGGUGGUGCGGUACGGGAGGGUAUGGAGCGGUUCAAGAGCGAUCCUGAGGCUUCCAAGGGGGAUGUCCUGCGCCCAGCCUCUGCCGAACCUGAACCCGAGCCUGAACCUGGACCUGAAUACGAACCUGAACCGGGUCUGCAGAGUGAUUCUUCCAAUGCUCACGGUCGACUCAAGCCCACAUUCUCUGAUGUCACCGAACCUGAUCCUUCCGAGCCUGCAGUCUCCGAGCCUAGCUUCGAGGCUCCUCGGAACGUGCCUCAUGCCUCCGAGCCUGACACGACAGAAGUGGAUGGUUACGAAGCUGCUGCUGCUACCGAAGCUAUGGAUAUGGAUGCUCUGUUAUUGAGCCGACUCAAGCCUGCACUCUCUGAUGUCACCGAACCUGAUGCUGCCGAGCCUGAUGGGUCCGAACCUGAUGCUAUGGAUGAGAUUUCUCCUCUUCAUGUGCUCCCGGACUUGGAGGCAGCUUCGGCUCCAGGUUCGGCUGCGUCGGCUCUAGGUUCGGCAAGCAAGGGCCUGUCCUCUCCAGGUUCGACAAGCAAGGCCUCUUUGACUCCAGGUUCGGCAACCAGGCCUGGCCAAAAGGUUCGGAAGGAGCAGGAGCGGGGGCGGAGGGAGCUUCAGGAGAUGAUGGGGGAGGAGAGUAAGGGAGAGGUGGUUUUGGAUAAGAGGAAGGGGGGAGAGGAGGAGAAGGGUGGGGAGAGAGAGGGGAGAGAGAAGGGGCGUGACAGUGGAAGGGAGGAAGGGAAAGGGAAGGUGAAGAAGGAAGAGAAGAAAGAAGGUGAGAGAAGGAAGGAAGGGGAGAGAGAGGGAUACAGGAGGGAACGAGUUCACAGAAAGAACUCGAGCUCGUCUUUUGAUGUAGGGCGGGAGAAGGGAGAUGAGGGGAGGAGGGAGAAGGGAGAGGAAGGUAGGAGGGAAAAGGGAGAGGGGAGGAGGGAAAAGGGAGAGGAGGGGAAACGGGAGAAAAAAGAAGAGAGCAGGAGAGGCAAGGGAGAGGACAGCAAGCGAGAGAAGGGGGAAGAGAGCAAGAGGGGUAAGGGGGAGGAGGGGAAGAAAGAAGAGAAGAAGAGAGCUGAGAGUGUGGACAGGCGCGCAGGGAGUGAGAGGAGGGAGGGGAGCGAGAGGAGGGAAGGGAGUGAGAGGAGGGAAGGGAGUGAAAGGAGGGAGGGGAGUGAGAGGAGGGAAGGGAGUGAGAGGAGGGAAGGGAGUGAGAGGAGGGAAGGGAGUGAGAGGAGGGAAGGGAGUGAGAGGAGGGAGGGGAGUGAGAGGAGGGAAGGGAGCAGACGGGCCGUGGAGAAGGGGAGGGGGCGGAUGAGCAGUGUGGAAGGGGAGGAGGACAGCGAGGAGGGCGGGAUUGGUAGGGGGAGCAGGGAGGAGAGAGGGGGGAGUAGGGAGGAGAGAGGGGGGAGCAGGGAGGAGAGAGGGGGGGUAGGAGGGAGAGAAGCGAGGGAGGGUUCGAGUGGGUGGGAGAGGGAGAGAGAGAGGGAAAGGGAGAGUAUGUUGGGAGGACGUGGAUCGUGGAAGGAGGGAGAGGAGAGAGCGAGAGAGGGGAGGGAGGGGAGAGAAGGUAGAGAGGCAGGAGAUUGGAGAGAAGGCAGAGAAGGGAGGGAGGGAAGAGAAGGGAUGGAAGGGAGGGAACUGAGGGAGUGGAGGGAGGGCAGGGAGGAGUGGGAAGGAAGGGACGGGAGAGACGCAAGAGAAAGCGGCCGAGACAGAGACAGCGGCAGGGAAGGCAGGGAGGGGAGAGACGGCAGAGAAGGCAGAGAAGGCAGAGAAGGCAGAGAAGGCAGGGAGGGGAGGCGCGAAACGGGGUUCAGCGGUUGGCCGUUAGACCCGCCUCUGGAUCCCGACGGUUUCCCCCUCCCCAUCGACCCCAUGCUGCUCCCGCGCUCCGCUGCCUCUGCUGCCGCCGCUGCCGCUGCUGCUUCUGCUUCGUGGCGAGACGGCCCUAGUCCUAGGCUGUCGGGAGGAGGCGCAGGAGGGGGCAUGCGCAGGAGCCCUGACAGGGAGUUUUUCCUAGGGCCGGGGGGAGUAGGGGGGGCAGGGGGCGGGUGGGGUGCCGGGGGCCUUCACCCUCCCCCUCGCGGCCUCCCCCCCGGGCCAGGCAGGGCGUUUGGGGGAGCAGUGGGGGGGCCUAUGAGUCCCGCUGUCAUGGCUGCUGCUGCUGCUGCUGCCGCUGCUGCUGCUGGGAUGCCGGCCGGGUGGAUCGGGCCGCCAAUGGGGCCGCGACACCUGGCGGCGCGCCGUGCUUCUGCUGCUGCGGCGGCUGCUGCGGUGGCUGGCGGGAUGGGGAUGAGGGGAGGGCCGUUGGGGGGAAUGGGAGGGGGGAGAGGGGGCGCUGGAGGGAUGGAGGAGCUUGUGGAGUUGCACAGGAGAGGGGGGGAGCAUGUGGGAGGAGGAGGGCCUAUCCGGGGGAGGCACAGCCUGCGGGAAGCUGCUGCGCUACGCCGCCCGGAGCAUCUAGCAGCAGCUGGGUUUGGAAGAGGGGGCAUGCAUGAGGUUUGGCGGAGGGACGGGUGGAGGGAGGCUGGCAUGAGGGAUCAUUUCCCCCUGGAGAUGUGGAGGGGGGGCGGGGGGAGAGGCAGUGAUGGGGGGAGGGCGGAGGGGAGGAGGGACUCGGAUGGGGGGAGGAUGGGGUGGGACGAGCCCGGAGGCAAGGAGAAUGGGGUGAUGGGGGGAGGGGAGCGAGGGGGACUUGGUCCUCCCACACCUUCUGGGGGAGGCCCAGGGGGGAGAGGGGGGGUGGGGGGGUUUCAGGCGGAGGGAAAGGGGAGAGGGGGUUUUCACCCGUCGCCUGGGGCAGGGGAGGGGGACUGGGGGGCGAUGGGGAGCGGGGGGGAAGGGAGGGGAGGGGGAGAAAGGGGGGAGAGGGGAGGGGCGACAGGAGGGAGAUCAGGAGGAGGGGGCAGUGAGUGGGGUUCGCCUGUAGGGGCAGGAUCGAGUGGGCGGAAGCAGCAGACAAGCGGAGAGGGAGGGGGAGGAGGCAGUGGGGGAAAGGAGAUGUUACGAUCUGCUAACGGACACCGCCUGGCGGAGGCGGUGAGCGGGCUGUGGCCUCUCAACGAGGGCUCGCGACAGAAGAUCGUGGAUCGCAUCAGCACCAACCUCGUCAGCAUAUGCUUCUCCAAGGAUAAGUCGCAGCGCGUGGACGACGGCGUGGCGCGCGGCCUGGCGGAGAGCAUAGAGGCGGAGGCGUUCGCGGCGACGCAGGCGCGCGCGCAGGAGGGGGGCGCGGCGGUGAAGGGCAGCGCGCUGGUGAUGAUGUACGCGCGGCACGCGAGCGAGCUCAUGGUGGACGCGUUCAAGAAGGAGCGCACCAAGGGCGGAGCUGCGGAGGAGGGCGUUGAGGAGUUUGACAUCUCUGGUGGCAAGAGGGAGGCCUUGAGCAAGGAAGCAGCGGAGAAGCUUCUCGCCCCCUUGCUCAAGCCCAACAAUGGCUGCAAGAAGGUGAAGCUCAGCAGCAAGGCGUUCACGCUGGAGGCUGCUGAGGUGGCGCACCAGGCGCUGACCAAUGCGAGUGACACGCUGACGCAUGCUGACCUCAGCGACAUCAUUGCCAGCCUACCGGAGGAGGAGGCGCUGCAGGUGAUCACGAGGGUCACAUCGGCUCUUGAAGGCUGCAAGCUCGAGUCGCUCAACCUCUCAGACAAUGCGUUUGGCGAGAAGGGUGUGCGAGCUGCUGCUGUCGCGCUCACCUCUCAACCAUCGCUGCGCCACCUCUACUUCUGCAACAACGGCAUUUCCAAGGAGGCAGCAGCAGCUAUCAAGGAGCUGCUGCCCGCGCAGGCAGUGGCGUCCCUCGAGACUCUGCACUUCUUCAACAACAUGUCGGGCGAUCCGGGUGCCGCCAUUCUGGCAGACGUGGUGAGGGAAGCGAGGGGGCUCAAGGACUUUCGAUUCGCGUCCACUCGUGUGGGGACAGAUGGCGCCAGGGCAUUGGCUGACGCCAUCGCUGCCAACUCAACCCUGGAGCGCCUAGACCUGAGAGACAACAUGUUUGGCCCUGAGGGGGGCGCUGCUUUGGCGUCGGCCCUGCACCACCACCCCAACCUGAAGCAGCUGAUGCUGGGGGACACGGCGCUGGGCGAUGACGGGGUGGCAGAGCUCCUGGACAGCCUCGCCCAGUCCACUCCCCAACUCGAGGUGUUGGAGCUGGGCGGCAACGAGCUGUCAGAGGAGGGAGCGGGGCGGGUGGCGGAGAGUCUGAAGCCGUUCAGUGCGUUGAGGAAGCUGGUGGUGUGCGACAAUGAGAUGGGCGAUGCUGGCAUAGAAACUCUCGUGGCCAUCAUUCCUGACCACCUGCGGUCCUUGGAAGAGCUGGAUCUCUCCACCAAUGAUAUUGGCCGAAAGGGUGCGGAAGCCGCUGCCCGGGCAGUCAAAGAUUUGGAGUCGUUCAAACUCCUCACCGUCAAUGGUAACCACAUCUCCGUUGAUGGAAUCCGGGCAGUUAAAGAAAUUCUGGGCGUUCCGAUUGAGGAUGGGGAGGAGACGGAUGGUGGCAAGGGUGUUUUGGGACCGUUGGAUGAGAACGAUGAGGAGGGGGAGGAGGAUGAAGAUUAG
Messenger RNA from Closterium sp. Naga37s-1, 12528 nucleotides. The record is from the annotation of a GenBank genome assembly. Lineage: Eukaryota; Viridiplantae; Streptophyta; Zygnematophyceae; Desmidiales; Closteriaceae.